CGCCGUUUGGAGCGCAGCCUCGCACUGUUGUUGGAGACGCACACAUCGCUGUUGUUAGCCGUGAGCUUCCCAGAGCCUUCCCUACACACCGAGACUGGCUUGUCAGGAAUGCACACGCCUCACGAAGGACAGUGCAGGGGGAGGUAAGCCCGUAGCACCAUGAGGCCAGCGCCUCUCCUCCACUGCUGCCAUCACCGCAAAACGUGGCUGCGCUCGGCCGGCUCUGCUCUGGCCGCGCCCAGCCAGGAGGCACCAUGAACCGCUACGCUGCCCUCAGGCAGCUGGGCGACGGCACCUACGGCUCGGUCAUCCUCAGCCGCUGCCUGGAGUCCGGGGAGCUCGUCGCCAUCAAGAAAAUGAAAAGAAAAUUCUAUUCCUGGGAAGAGUGCAUGAACCUUCGAGAGGUCAAGUCCCUGAAGAAACUCAACCAUGCCAACGUCAUCAAACUAAAGGAGGUCAUCCGGGAAAAUGACCAUCUCUACUUUGUGUUCGAGUACAUGAAGGAGAACCUCUAUCAGCUGAUGAAAGAGAGGACACGGCUGUUUCCUGAGUCUGCAGUGAGGAAUAUCAUGUUUCAGAUUCUACAAGGACUUGCCUUCAUUCACAAACAUGGCUUUUUCCACCGGGAUAUGAAGCCAGAGAAUCUUCUGUGCAUGGGUCCUGAGCUGGUGAAAAUCGCUGACUUUGGGCUUGCUCGAGAGAUCCGAUCCCGUCCUCCUUACACUGACUACGUGUCAACCAGAUGGUACAGAGCUCCAGAGGUUCUCCUCAGGUCCACCAUCUAUAGCUCUCCUAUAGACCAGUGGGCUGUGGGCUGCAUCAUGGCCGAGCUCUACACCCUCAGGCCUCUCUUUCCUGGCUCCAGCGAAGUGGACACUAUCUUUAAAAUCUGCCAGGUCUUAGGAACUCCAAAAAAGAAUGACUGGCCUGAAGGGUAUCAGCUGGCCACCACCAUGAGUUUCCGCUGGCCACAGUGUGUCCCCACCAGUUUGAGGAGUCUGAUACCCAGUGCCAGCACUGAGGCCAUUCAGCUGAUGAGAGACCUGCUGCAGUGGGACCCCAAGAAGAGACCGGCUGCCAGCCAGGCCCUACGCUACCCGUACUUCCAUGUAGGUCAGGUUCUGGGAACGCCACAGCAGCUGCAGGAACAGAGUCGACCGCUGCCCCAGCCGCCACCGCAGCCACAGCCUCCGGCCCAACCUCAGCCUCCACAGCUCAGGCCUGUUCCCCCUCCUCAGCCUCCACAGCCUCCUCAGCCACAUCUCUCCCCAGCACGGCCACUUCAGCAGAUCCAGCCCCCGCCCAACCUCGCCUACCCCCAACAGCAGCAGCAGCCCCUUUCAGAGCUGCAUAAAAGACCCAUCAGACCAGGCGCAGACGCAGACCGAGUCCCGCAGACCCGAUUCCCUUUAAUAUGCGACAAAGGCUUGCAGAGCCAGUUAACUCCAGAACCCGAGAAUACAAAUUUCUCCAGUUACACAACGAAGCCCAAAGUCGGCCGCAGGAGGUGGGGUCACGUCACAGGCACCUUAAAGGGAGACGACUGGGAUGACUAUGAGGACGUGGGCACCACGAUCUCUGCCCUGAACAAACCUAGUUACAUCAACAGUGACAAACGGUGGCAGGGAGACAGCAGCCUUAACAGGUUGGGGAACGUUUUGGAUUUCAGCCCUUCCAGAAACGAAGGUGGAACGAAUAUGAAUAACGUGCUGCCCUUUCAGGAGCCAUCGAGGACGGCCUCAGCCAAACAGCAUUACUUAAAGCAAUCAAGAUAUUUACCAGGGUUAAGCACCAAGAAGAAUGUAGCAGUGAACGCGACAAAGGACUUGAGUGGGAACAACCUGUGGGGGAGCAGCAGCGUUCCUGUCGGAGGGACACUUCCUAGCAGGGGCAGCCACGGCACUCGUCCAGGUGGAUACGUCCCCUCGUUUUAUAAGAAAGAGACUGGAUCAGCUGGCCAAAGAGUGCAUCUAGCACCAAUAGAUUCAACACUGUCAAAUUAUGCAACAUGGAAAUCGAGCAGGUCGAGCAGUCAGGUGGGCGCAUCGUCCUACUUGUCUUCUCCCACCAAGAGCACACCAGGCCUGCGGCCUCGUCCUCCGGUUCAGCCCGUUCACGGACGCACGGAUUGGUCCGCCAAGUACGGCCAUCGAUAGGCCAUUCUCACGGGACGUGCACCAGGGAUCCACAUUUGAGCCCCGUGCUGUGAUUUUUAUCUACUAUGUGUGUACAUUAUUAUUAUUAUUAUUAUUAUUAUUAAUAUACAGCAAUAACCUGUUUUGUAUUCCUCUGUGUAAACGGUUCAUGUACGAUUUUUAUAUUUGUUUUGCAUAAUAUGCACAAGAAAUCUCAGUGUUGGUGUCGGUGUAUCUAACGAUAUUGCAAAUUUAUCCUUGUAUCCUCUAUGUAAUCUUUCCAACUUCCUAAAGGGUGCAUUAAUAUAUGGUUGGUGCGUUAACUUUUUAUUUUGGUUUGGUUUCGUUUUGCACGCUCCUUUUUUUUGGACUUAAACUGUUUCCUUCUUGCUCUUUAAGUAUGUGUAAUACCUUUAUUUAAGUUUUUAUAUGGUUUUCCAAUGUUUGUUUUAUAGCGAUUUUUACGGAAACCCUUGCCAAUAUAUUUUGUACGUCUGCCAAAUGACUGAAUUUGAUUUUUUGAACUUUCUUUGCUCUGAAAAGUAACCCCCCCCCCCCCCCCCCCCCCCCCAAAUAUUAUGUAUAUUACGCUAUUAUGCAAUGCACAAUAUGUAAACUGGUGGGUUGUCAAUCUGCUUGUGUUACCACUCUGACGCUUCAGCAGGGUGGUCUUUUUAUUGUGAGCUGUUUUGGUAACGUCGUUGUUUCUCAGCACACUGUCGCAGUUCUUGAUUAAAGUAUUAAACGAAAAGAAGUUAUUUUACCAGCUAA
Pygocentrus nattereri (red-bellied piranha) is the source of this 2906-nucleotide messenger RNA. It is a transcript of the gene cilk1, whose product is annotated as ciliogenesis associated kinase 1. The transcript has 14 exons. Gene Ontology annotation, biological process: cilium assembly; intraciliary transport; protein phosphorylation. Gene Ontology annotation, cellular component: nucleus; cilium; cytoplasm. Gene Ontology annotation, molecular function: ATP binding; protein serine/threonine kinase activity. The coding region runs from base 255 to 2156 and encodes 633 amino acids. Lineage: Eukaryota; Metazoa; Chordata; Actinopteri; Characiformes; Serrasalmidae. The record is from RefSeq and is a predicted model, not a curated record.